Molecule: messenger RNA, 694 nt
Organism: Alnus glutinosa
Lineage: Eukaryota; Viridiplantae; Streptophyta; Magnoliopsida; Fagales; Betulaceae
Exons: 4
Coding region: 18-515 (165 amino acids)
Source: RefSeq, a predicted model, not a curated record
UUUAAACGGUCCAGGCCAUGAGGCCCCCGUUUCUCUCAGACCCCCCGGUUCAGUUUCUAUCUCAGCUACCUAUCCUCCUCUACUCUUUAGCCAUGGAAGCUCUACUUCCAUCACUUUCUUCAUCACUACCACUCACUGUUCCACCUUCAAACAACACCCUCUUUAAACCCAAAUCCAUAGCAUCUACAGCCAAUCUUCUUUCUCAAAAAAGAUGCAUCAUUUUUAAUGGAAACCGAAAAUCAACGGCUACUAUUGCGGCGAUUAAUGAUGUUUCCGCCGCAACAACUCCGGCCGAAGCCGAGGUCACCUGGCAAAUUGUCGUCGGAGUUAUAGCUGGGAUUACACCUUUUGUGGUGGCAGGAAUAGAGUUCAGCAAAAGAAUUAUUGCACAGAAAAGAUGUGAGGUAUGUGGAGGCUCAGGGCUUGUUCUUAGAGACAAGAAGUACUAUUUUCGAUGCCCCGGAUGUGGUGGGUUUCUGCCAUGGCAGUCGUGGAAACGAUUCUUUUCCGGCUAAUUUUUUUUUUUUUUUUUUUUUUCUCCGCCGGCUUAAGCUUAUGAAUUUGAGUCUAUUUAUGUCAUAUCAACCACUUAAGCUUGUUGUUUCUAUUCGACAUGAAUUUUCCAUCACAUGUGAAACUCCAAUGUUGUUGCAUGUAGUGUGAAUGUAUUAUUUAUAUAUUUGCUUCUUUUGUA